AGUUUAGGUCGAAUUUUACUAUGAUAAGACAGGAGAGACCGUAUGGAAAGCCAAGUUAGCUUUCUGUAGCUAACGUUAGCCUGUGGUUAGCCGGUCAGGCCGUGAUCAGCUGUGUGUCGUGGGCGGCCUUUACAUACAGAGAGCUGGUCCAGAGAUACUCAUUGUUAUCUAAUGACAUGUGUCCAUGAAGGAUAGCCCACCUUGGAUGUGAGUUUGCACACCUGGAGGACUUCUUAUUUAUCCACCACACCGAGCAGAGGAAAAGGACCCGGCAGUCCCAGGUGGUUUCUGGUCUACAGCGGGCUGGUGACCCUUUACCGGGGGCAGGAUGACGUGCCGUGACCGGACCCUCGAGUUCCAGUCAGCCUGUAAAUCUCUCCAGGGCAGACCGAAUGGAGUCCAGCCCAGUAAACCAGCUCUCAGCGCCCUCAGGCAGCGCAGUGACUUUACAGUUAUGGCCAAGAGAAUUGGAAAAGACUUGAGCAAUACAUUUGCCAAACUGGAAAAGCUCACUAUUUUGGCAAAAAGAAAAUCUCUAUUUGACGACAAGGCAGUGGAGAUUGAGGAGCUAACGUACAUCAUUAAACAAGACAUCAACAGUCUAAAUAAACAGAUAGCACAGCUGCAGGACUUGGUGAGGUCACGUGGAGCUCCGGGUGGCCGACAUAUCCAAACCCACUCUAACACUAUAGUGGUGUCAUUACAGUCCAAAUUGGCUUCAAUGUCCAAUGACUUCAAAUCAGUCCUCGAAGUCAGAACAGAGAACCUGAAGCAGCAGCGCAGCAGGAGAGAGCAGUUCUCCCAGCCUCCUGUCUCGUCUUCUCCUCUGAUGGCAAACAACUUCAGGAGCCGAAAAAAAGGGGCCCAGGAGCCGCAUGCAGCUCGCGAGCCGCGCAAUGGUUACCAGGGCAAUACAACCUCAAAUUUAAAAGAGAGCUCGGUCCUGAUGCAGGAUGAGUCCAGGAGUCUGGGGGAUGUAGCCAUCGAUAUGGACUCUCAGAACAAUCCCUUGCAACUCCAGCUUAUUGAUGAGCAGGACUCAUACAUCCAGAGCCGUGCAGACACCAUGCAGAAUAUUGAGAGCACCAUCGUGGAACUGGGCUCUAUAUUCCAGCAGCUGGCACACAUGGUCAAGGAGCAAGAGGAGACCAUCCAGAGGAUUGACGCUAACGUGGAGGACACCCAGCUGAACGUGGAGGGCGCCCACACAGAGAUCCUCAAAUACUUCCAGUCAGUCUCCUCCAACCGCUGGCUGAUGAUCAAGAUCUUUCUCGUCCUCAUCAUCUUCUUCAUCAUCUUUGUCGUCUUCUUCGCUUAAAGAAAGAGGCGCGGCUGAGGAGAAAAGCACAUGGAAUGAGGGGAAGUAAAGCUGGACUGAGACGACACGUCCAGACAACAUACUUUGAAGGACAGACUUCUCUAUGAAAGAGGCUUGGGAGACUUUUCAAUUAACAAAGACUUUUCGGUUAUUUCCAAGCCACAGACUGUUGAGCUUAAUUCGACAUUUCAGUGAAGAAUGAAGAUGUCGAACGUUGUCCAAAUGAAAGAAUAAAUUAUCUAAAAUCCCCACUUUGUAUAGAGAGAGCAAAUAACUGCUCUGUAUUGUAUUUUGACCAAUUCUUCAUAAACAUUUAAUCAAAAUGGCUAUUAUUUAAUGGUUUGAUUCUGCAAACUGUCUUUAACAACAUGUCAUUAUUAGUAUUAGUAUUAGUAUUAUUAUUUCAAAGCCAAACAACAGAACUGGAGUUAUCCUCAGAUAAUUUUUCUUCUUAGUUUAUUUACUUUUUAUUGAAGAGCAUGACUGUGUCACUUGUUUAUCAACAAUUCUCCACUUACCACCAUUCAGUAAUGAUGUGAAAUUUUUCUUUAUUCAGUUAUAUUCUGUUUUGCUUUCAAUGUUUAUUUGCCAAAUGGGUACUCUUAUAGAACUGUGACUUAAUACAAACACACUCGCUGUGGUCCAGCAUUUUGUGUCCUGAAGGCAGUUCCAGUGAGCAUAAGGGAACUUUCCUGGUAUAAUUCAGGCCCGAGCUGUAUGAAACGUUGAUGAUAAGUUACGUAACAGCGCUGAAACUGUUUGGUUGCCCGCCAUAAGGCAGGUUGAAUAGUUGGUUGAAAAAGUGUAAACCUCACACAUUUGGUGCUGCAGAGAGACUUGAGCAUGAGUCAAGUAUCUGAGCGGGAUCCAGGUGUGAUAUCAGUGCUUAUGAAAGGGGUUAGGCUGGUUGUGAAGGCGAAGUGACUCAAUCAGCCAGAUUCCCUUGAAGUGUCUGGUUGGAUGUCACUGUUGUAGUUGCUUUCCUUCUUUAUCUUUCUAAUGUACCAGAUGUUAUUUAAAUGACCACAGCAUUUUAAGAAGAAAGAAAACAUUCUUCCUAUUUUUUUCCUCUUUCUGUUUUUUUUUUAUUUUUUAGCCAAAUGCCUUGACUUCAAUGUAUAAAGUGCAAAUAGUGAUAAUGAUGUAUUGAUAAGAAAGUGCAUAUUAAUAAAAUAAUAAUGGGGUGCUGGCA
Siniperca chuatsi (mandarin fish) is the source of this 2510-nucleotide messenger RNA. It is a transcript of the gene stx5a, whose product is annotated as syntaxin 5A. Gene Ontology annotation, biological process: intracellular protein transport; endoplasmic reticulum to Golgi vesicle-mediated transport; vesicle fusion. NCBI's taxonomy places the organism in Eukaryota, Metazoa, Chordata, Actinopteri, Centrarchiformes, Sinipercidae. The coding region runs from base 329 to 1318 and encodes 329 amino acids. The transcript has 12 exons. The record is from RefSeq and is a predicted model, not a curated record. Gene Ontology annotation, molecular function: SNAP receptor activity; SNARE binding. Gene Ontology annotation, cellular component: SNARE complex; Golgi membrane; endomembrane system.